Molecule: messenger RNA, 8127 nt
Organism: Oryctolagus cuniculus (rabbit)
Lineage: Eukaryota; Metazoa; Chordata; Mammalia; Lagomorpha; Leporidae
Gene: GTF3C4
Product: general transcription factor IIIC subunit 4
Biological process (GO): transcription initiation at RNA polymerase III promoter
Cellular component (GO): transcription factor TFIIIC complex
Molecular function (GO): protein binding; histone acetyltransferase activity
Source: RefSeq, a predicted model, not a curated record
AGGCAGCUGCGCGGCCACCCGGCAGGGCUGCGUCGCCUGGCAACGGCGGGGUCCUUCCAGGCUCGGCGGCGCUCGGGGCCUGCGGGGAGAGGACCGCCGCGGAGGGCGCUGGGGGCGGUGGCGGCCGUGCGCGCGGGACGACGGCGACGCGGGCCUGGCGCGCCGCGGCCUCGGACCUCGGCUGCUGAGCGAGGAUGAGCGCGGCCGACAAGGCCCGGGUGGGGCCCGCGGUGGCCGGGCCUGCGCCGCCCGGGGAGGAGGAGGGCGAGGGGGCCGGCGAGGCGGGCGGGAAGGAGCCGGCGGCCCCCGGGCCCAGCGCCGCGUUCCGCCUGCUGGUGACUCGGCGGGAACCGGCCGUGAAGCUGCAGUAUGCGGUGAGCGGCCUGGAGCCGCUGGCCUGGUCCGAGGACCACCGCGUGUCGGUGUCCACGGCGCGCAGCGUCGCGGUGUUGGAGCUCAUCUGCGACGUGCACAACCCGGGCCAGGACCUGGUGAUCCACCGCACCUCGGUGCCCGCCCCGCUCAACAGCUGCCUCCUCAAAGUGGGCUCAAAAGCAGAAGUUGCAGAAUGCAAGGAGAGGUUUGCCACCUCGAAAGACCCCACAAUCAGCCAGACUUUCAUGUUGGAUAGGGUGUUCAACCCCGAGGGGAAGGCUUUGCCGCCGCUGAGAGGAUUCAAAUACACUAGCUGGUCCCCCAUGGGCUGCGAUGCCAAUGGCAGGUGCCUCUUGGCAGCACUGACCAUGGACAACCGCCUGACCAUCCAGGCUAACCUCAACAGACUGCAGUGGGUCCAGCUGGUCGACCUGACGGAGAUUUAUGGGGAACGUCUUUAUGAGACCAGUUACAGGCUCUCCAAGAAUGACGCUCCACAGGGAAAUCUGGGGGAUUUUGCUGAGUUCCAGAGGAGACACAGCAUGCAGACUCCAGUGAGAAUGGAGUGGUCGGGCAUCUGCACCACCCAGCAGGUCAAGCACAAUAACGAGUGCCGAGACGUGGGCAGCGUGCUCCUGGCCGUCCUCUUUGAGAACGGCAACAUUGCUGUGUGGCAGUUCCAGCUGCCGUUUGUGGGAAAGGAGUCCAUCUCCUCCUGCAACACCAUCGAGUCGGGAAUCAACUCUCCCAGCGUCUUGUUUUGGUGGGAAUAUGAGCACAAUAACCGGAAAAUGAGCGGCCUUAUUGUAGGGAGUGCUUUUGGACCUGUGAAAAUUCUUCCUGUCAACCUCAAAGCAGUGAAAGGCUAUUUCACGCUGAGGCAGCCUGUCGUCUUGUGGAAGGAGAUGGACCAGUUGCCAGUGCACAGCAUCAAGUGCGUGCCCCUCUACCACCCCUACCAGAAGUGCAGCUGCAGCCUGGUGGUGGCGGCCAGGGGCUCCUAUGUGUUUUGGUGUCUCCUUCUGAUCUCCAAAGCAGGCCUCAACGUUCACAAUUCCCACGUCACGGGCCUGCACUCGCUGCCGAUCGUCUCCAUGACGGCCGACAGACAGAACGGGACAGUGUACACGUGUUCAAGUGACGGGAAGGUGAGGCAGCUGAUCCCCAUCUUCACAGAUGUUGCGCUCAAGUUUGAACACCAGCUGAUCAAGCUCUCAGAUGUGUUUGGCUCCGUGAGGACUCACGGGAUAGCAGUGAGCCCCUGCGGGGCGUAUCUGGCCAUCAUCACGACGGAGGGCAUGGUCAAUGGCCUCCAUCCCGUGAACAAAAACUACCAGGUCCAGUUUGUCACCCUGAAAACCUUUGAAGAGGCGGCAGCUCAGCUCCUGGAAUCUUCGGUUCAGAAUCUCUUCAAGCAGGUAGAUCUGAUUGACCUUGUGCGCUGGAAGAUUUUAAAGGAUAAGCACAUCCCGCAGUUUCUGCAAGAGGCUUUGGAGAAAAAGAUCGAAAGCAGUGGAGUCACCUACUUCUGGCGCUUUAAGCUUUUCCUGCUGAGGAUUUUGUAUCAGUCGAUGCAGAAAACCCCCUCAGAAGCCUUGUGGAAGCCCACCCACGAGGACUCAAAAAUCUUGCUGGCCGACUCCCCCGGGGCGGGCAAUGCCGAGGACGAGCAGCAGGAGGAAGGCGGCUCCUCCAAGCAGGCGGGGAAGCAGGGCCUGCAGGAGAGGAGCCGGGAGGGUGACGCGGAGGAGGCCGCCGAGGACGCGCUUGUGCCGGCCGGGGAGGGCGGAGGCCGCGAGCCCAUGGAGGAGAAGCUCCUGGAAAUCCAAGGGAAGAUCGAGGCUGUGGAGAUGCACCUGACCAGGGAGCACAUGAAGCGAGUCCUGGGGGAGGUGUACCUGCACACCUGGAUCACCGAGAACACCAGCAUCCCCACCAGAGGGCUCUGCAACUUCCUGAUGUCGGACGAGGAGUAUGACGACAGGACGGCCCGGGUGCUGAUUGGACACAUCUCGAAGAAGAUGAACAAGCAGACCUUCCCCGAGCACUGCAGCUUGUGCAAGGAGAUCCUGCCCUUCACAGACCGCAAGCAGGCCGUCUGCUCCAACGGCCACAUUUGGCUCCGGUGCUUCCUGACCUACCAGUCCUGCCAGAGUCUGAUCUACAGACGGUGUCUGCUCCAUGACAGCAUCGCCCGGCAUCCAGCCCCGGAAGAUCCUGACUGGAUCAAGAGGCUCCUGCAGAGCCCCUGCCCCUUCUGUGACUCCCCCGUCUUCUGAGUGCCGAGCGCGGCGGGUGGACGGGCACGAACUCUGCUGUGGAAGAUGCCCCGUGGCGUGAGGAGAGGCUGUGCUGGAGGCAGCCUGCCCCUGGCGUGGACGCUGCGAGACUGUAAGAGGCCCCUGGAGCUCGGUUCUGACACAGGCUCCCUCCCGGGGACUUGGGAUGUGCUGCAGAGCCACUGCGUGCAGGGUCUGGGCCGUUCUGAGUUGAACAUUGGCCCCCAGCGGCUCACACGUGGGGUCCCCUUUCCCCAGUGUCUGGACCGGAGUGGCUUGAACAAAAAGAAGUCCUGACGUCUCUAGGCGCAGAACGCUCUCACUGCGUGUGUGGAGAGGGUCUCGCCCGGCUGAGCGAGGCUUUACUCCUGCCUCCUGGCUGCAGAGCGCCAGACUCCCCGGUGCGUGCGUGCGUGCGUGUGCCGACAGAUAUUAAAGUGUCUGCACGCUCAAGCUUUCUCUCCAUAAACAGCUGCGGUGGGUGUCCUGUCUGUUCUUGUGUUUCAUGCAUACAGAAAACAUUUUCUAAAAAUUCUGUAUUUUUAAGAAGUUGAAGCCAAGACUGACAUUGGUCUAAUGUGUCAACUGAUCAGGUGACAGUUUUAAUUACUAACUGUAGUGACUUGUUUUUAAUUCUCCUCUGUCGUCAGAUUGCCUGGCCCAGCUUCUUAACACAUAGAAAGAUGUCAAGUACUCCAGUCUGCCCACGUCCCAGCCUGCUUCAGACUGAGCUGUGGUGGCCUGCAUGAGAUACUUGUACACAGAAGAAGGAAAACCUCUGUUUUUAGUAUUAAAUUGAAAACGUUCAGUGUUCUUAGUGUUGGCAUUUCUAGACGUUUCAUUUAGUGUCCAAGGUCAGAGUCUGUCCAGAGACUUGUGGGGAGAGACGGCUCUCAGCUCAGAAGUGGAGACCUGUGCUCGGUGCCACUGUGGUGAGCUCGGGACAGAGCCUGGGAAUCCCCGCCUGGCACCGGGGCACAGCCUGCUUCUAUUUUUUUCUUUUCUUUUUUUUUUUUUUUUUGUGGACUACUAAGAGGAGAUGUCAGACGUGCACUCUGGUGAAUUGCUCUUAAUGAGAAACUGAAACAGACGUUCUGGAACGCAGAGCUCUGGACUCUUAGCUCAGCCUCCUAAGGACUGGCGCUGGUGCAGGCCUCAGGAGACGUCUGGGGCCCGUGUUUCCGCAGAGUGAAGUGGAGACGAGGGUGAGAUUCGCUCCUGUCCGUGCUGUCGCUCUUGUCUCGCUCUAACACGAUUUCCAACUUAGUGAAUGGCAUUUUGGCCUCACCGUGUGGAGACACAGAUGUGUCACACAUACACACCGCGUGUGGGCACUCAGGAGGCAUGUUCGAACGCCUGGGUUCCAGUUCAGGUGGUCGUUUGGUCUCGCGUGUUUUGUUACUUGCUGGGGUCUUCUGUCUUUUUUUUUUUCCUCUCAUUUUGGAGGAAAUUGCAAGAACAGUGUUUGUGCAGCAGUGCAGAGCGUGGUGUGGUCGAGGUCGCCUGUGUGCUUGGCUCCUCGCCUCACAGCAGGUGCAGCAGGGACGCUGGAGAUCUGCAGGAGUUAGUGAGCCUAGGUCCACUUCUUUGGUAUCGCAGUGAGUACAGGAUUUUGUGCUGCUGCCGUUUAAAACUUACAUUAAGUUUUUAUUUAAAGCAGUUGUGCAUUUUUGAGAAAUGUAACUAUCAAGAGUAACUGAAAGGGAUCUCCAGAGGUAUCUGGUGCCUGUGGGAGUGGCCGUGGCACUGCGUUUGCUGGGACAGAUUCUGUCUGCUGGGAUCUUGCUCACCACUGGGAGGCCUUCCCCUACCCCCUCCCACCGCCAUGGAGCUGGGGAAGUGAGAGGACAUUGGGGUCCAUCCCCUAGCCUCUCCCACCGCCGUGGAGCUGGGGAAGUGAGAGGACAUUGGGGUCCAUCCCCUAGCCUCUCCCACCGCCAUGGAGCUGGGGAAGUGAGAGGACAUUGGGGUCCAUCCCCUAGCCUCUCCCACUGCCGUGGAGCUGGGGAAGUGAGAGGACAUUGGGGUCCAUCCCCUAGCCUCUCCCACCGCCGUGGAGCUGGGGAAGUGAGAGGACGUUGGGGUCCAUCGCAGCCCAGCAACAGUGCAUGUUUGCAUUCGCCUGCCUGGUGACAGGGUGUGGUCAGUGCUACUUGGACAGAGGGGCGACACCAGGACUCCUGCUUGCCUCUUUAUGUCCAGCGUGAGCUGUGCCUGGUGUUCGGUGGGCUUCAGGCAGAGCUGCGGAAUGGGAGGCUUAGCAGAAGCAGUGUCGCUGGACUGCACUGAAGUGCAGCUGCAGAGGCUGCGCAGUUGAACCUUUUAGCUACAACACCGUUGCAUUUGGAGAGUCUGGUAUCCACGUGUGUAUCACAUUUUCUCCGCCUGGGGUUAAUUUGUUCCUAUUAUUCCAGAUAAGAGAUUGAGAGCUUGUUACGCUGAUAUUCGAGCUGAAAUCCUCCUGUGUCCACCACCCAGACGUCAAGCAAUCCGUACCGACUAUUACAGCUGCCAAACUACCAAUUAUUUUGCAAUGUCAGAAGUUAUUAGAACCACGAGUGAAGCUCCGGGCUGAGGGUGACAUUUGUCUGCUUCUCCCUCUAAGAAGCUCUUGAGAAUAUUAAUGUUGAAGUAUGUAGGUUGGAUCUACUUGCGAGUUUGACAGGUUAAUUUGGUUAAAAGAAUGUUAAAGGUUAAUGUUUAAAUAUUAAAGUAUAUUCUGUUGUGAUGAUAAUGGUAUCAGAUGAGUCCCGAAGGAGGUGGGCUUCCUGGUGCUUGUUAAGAGGAAUGUGGUGGUGGUCUUGCGAGCCCCCGCGCCCCGCAGCCGCUCUGGGGUGGCCCAGGAAGUGGAGGCACUGCUGGCUCCUGCGGGGCCGUCUCUCCGUGCUGCCGCCACCCUCUCUCUCAGCCCACAGAGGGGCUGGGGGCCUGCUCCUCGCGCCCCCUCAGCAUUACGAUGGCUCUGAGAGGAGAGUGGGUUCCGUUGUCUAAAUUGGGUGCUGGCUUUCCCUUCCUAGCAGAAACUGCUAAGUAGUGCUGCUUUCCACCGGGAGGAGUCGUAGCUGUCGGCAGCUGGGUGCCCUGCAGCUCCUGGCUGGCGUCUCCCUGUCGCUUGGUUGAGCCUGCAGUAAGGCAGGCUGGCUUCUAGCUCCUUGCCACCCCCACCUCUUACCCCCGAGCCAGAGUGGUUCAUCACAGGCAGACACUCCACUUAAGGCUAAGCUGCAGGGGUUACAGCCGCGGUUAGCACACACAGGAGUGGGCGUUUGACCUAGCGGUGCGACCCCCCGGCCCCACAGCCGAGUGCUCGGUGCACUUCCCGCUCCGGCUCCGGCUCCGGCUCCUGACCCCGACUCCCUGCUGAUGUGCACCCCGAGAGGCAGUGAUGGUGGCGCAAGCGGUUGGGCCCCUGCCACCCACGUGGGAGACCCGGAUGGGGUUCCCAGCUCCCACGCCAGCCUUUGCGGGCCUCUGGGGAGUGACCAGCAGGUGCUGGUCUGUCUGCCUCUCAAAUAAGUAAUGACUUUUAAAAAAUAAUACAUAUUAAAAGGCGCAGACAGUGAAUAACCAAAUAAAUGAGCGUCUUUCCUUUCAGCCCCCCAUGGGCUAUUUUGAGCCUCUGUGGCUUCUAGAAUUCACUCUGACGCUCACCCUGCUCCUCCUCUGUCAGGGGUGCCGAGCAAGCCAGGGAGACGGGAACGCUCGGGAUCCCACCCUCUCCUCAAGGUUGCCUGGCUUUAACAUGCCUCUAAAGGGCUACCCAAAGGGAGCCGUUUUCAUUGUGGUUGUUGGAGGAAAUCAGCGCCCGAGGCCCUCGUGAUUCCGAAACCUGGGAAGUGUGCUUUCUGGAAGCUUCAGUGUGCUGCCCAGCCCUCGGCCAGAGCCUGGGGCUGAGAGAGGACAGAUGGCCUCUAGUGCCCGAACGCGGGUUAGGGCUGCCGCAGCCGGCCCUUCCCAGGCCACGGGCUCGCGUGCACGCGCGGAUGCACGUCCCCGUCGGGGCUGGGACCUGGCCUCCCUCCGGCACGCUGACGGUGCUGCUUCUGAACACUCGCCGUGGCCGUCAGCAGCCGCAACACGAGGGGGCUGUUCCCAAAGACGCCCGAUGAAGAGCUUCUGUGUGGCCCGGCAUCCCGCUCCAGCCCCUUUGAUUAGACAGCUCGCCUUCCCUUAGCCCGCAUUUCCUUCCACUCGUGGCCGUGCUCCAGGGGAGGCCACGCAGGAAAUGGUGUGGCCAGUGGGAGCCGUGCCCCACGGUCCCCCGGCAUGGGCUGAGGCAGUCCGCCUGUGAUAGCGCGUGUCCGAGGGGCAGGCUGGGGGUCCUGGACACGGGUGUUCAUUUCUAGGAGUAUUUUACAUAACGGAGAGCACCCUGCAGAAUGGCCCAGUGGGUGAGGGGAGAGGGGGUGACGGCCCGGGCCUCCCCGACCCGACCCGACCCGCGCACCGCCAGCCGGGGCUCCUGCGCCGCGCAGAACUGCGUGCGAGAAAGCGCGGCUUCUGCGAGCCGCUGGCUCAGGCCUGUGCGUUGCCGUAGGAAGGGCGAGUGCUUGGCAAGCACGCUGUGCGCGGGAAGGUCAGCCCUGGGGUGGGCCCACCGUCCCCCGGCCCGGGCCGGCCUCUGUGCUGGGCUUGGGUUAGAUGUUGGUUUAUGUCUGACGGUUUUUGAAAUGGAAAGGAGAUUUGUAAAAAGCCUUAUCAUCUAAUUUAAUUAGGUGGUGUGUCUUAGACUUUCAGUGUUUAAAUAAAAAGCACCUCGUAGUGCUUGGAGGAUCCCGCAGUCUGGGAUGGGCGGCCGCUUCUCCCAUCGUGUGUGUGUGUGUGUGUGUGUGUGUGUGUGUGCGCAGGGCUUGCCACUAGACUGUCAGCUCCCAGGGCCGGGGCCAUUUCACCCCUGUCACCCCUGCAGCACCCAGCGCCAUGCGUGAGUGAGUCCCCGCCUCCGGGAUGCAGAGAGCUUCGCUUCUCCGGUGGUCCCUCCCUACAAGGCCGCCCACGCCCCGGGGCCAGAGCUCAGGGACCGGGUGUCCUGGGUUGACCCAGCCCGCGUCCCCCUCCGUGGCACUCUGGCCCUCUGUUCCCACAGAUAACAGCAGCCUCGGGUUCUUACCUGAGCUGGAGCUGAGCUUCUGGAAGAGUGGGGCGUGGGGAGGGCUACCCAGGAAAUGAGGUGAGAGGGCGGGAUGGCCCCUUGUUUAGUCCAUGGCCCAAGAGGCUCCACGUCUGUUCUUUGCCUUUGAUCCAAGCAGUGGGAAGCAUCGGUCGCUGUUCCUCAUUCUGGACCCCUCCCCUCCCCUCGCUGCGUCACGCCUGUCCCCGGAGUCUGCCGAGUUCUGUGAACACGCAGUGCUGUACAUAACGGCGGUUUUGUAAAUGUGAAAUAAUACAUUGUGUUUUGUAUGCAGAGCCACUAGUAUUGUUAUUUUGGCCACUUUUUUUUAUUCAAAAUAAAUAAAUAACAGAAUUGUUUGUA